This is a messenger RNA of Racocetra fulgida, 132 nucleotides long. The record is from the annotation of a GenBank genome assembly. Lineage: Eukaryota; Fungi; Glomeromycota; Glomeromycetes; Diversisporales; Gigasporaceae.
AUGAUUGAUGCAAGCUUAAAUUUAUGGACAGAAAUAGAGAAACGCAUCUUUUGGCACUUGAUCUAUAAUGCUCUACUGAUAGAUGAAAGAUUGGUAUAUGUUACAGCAGUACAAAAUCUCAAUUGUCCCUGA